UGGGGCUGAUGUAAACUUGGAUGUAAAUUUGUAAUCAUAUUGAUAUCAAUAUCCUGUGGCAUGUAAAUUGCGGUGUUUGGAGUUAUGUUUCCGGGCUCAUUGAGGACAUAUUUUGAUAUCCUUAGUAUAUAUCAUAGUUAUUUUAAUGAAUUUGAUUGUAUUUUUUUCGGAUUGAAAGAGUUAUAAUAGAGCCAGAACUUGAACUCGGCGCUCGCUUUGUGCGUGGCUUGAGCUGUGUGACUGACCACUUACACUGAGCAUGAAAUAAAAUCGGAUCUCUUUAAUGCUUUAGGAUCUAUGUGACUAUUAAGACUUGGUAAAGGCCAAAAUAAUUGUUUGCUAAUGAUCUGACCAGAAUGAUGGAGUUCACAAGAAAAGUGUCUGAUGUUCUGGCAUGCUCCUUCAGCAGCUGGUACCCACUUUUUGAAAAAGUCACCACAAAAAGUGUGUGGGUCCCGGUGCCGGCCGAAGUGGCCGCCUACAUCCGGAGCGGCGGUACGGUGGUCUCCAGCGAGGCGACGACGGCCGACACCAACACGGACGACGAGGAGGACUCGGUCGACUGGGAGGCCGCCGAGGAGGGCGCCGACGAACUGCAGCGUCCCGAGUUCGCGCCGUUCGACGCCGAGUUGCGCUCGGCCGUGGCGGCCGUGGGCGGCGCGGCCUUCGUCAAGCUCAACUGGUCGGCGCCGGCCGACGUGCGCUGGCUGUCGGUGGGCCGCGCGCUGCGCUGUCAGAGUCCAGAGGACGUGCAUCUGCUGCUGCGCAGCUCUGGCCGACUGCAGCGCGACCUGUGCACGCCGUUCGAGGGCUGCGCAGACGCCGGCGCCGCCUCUGCCGACCUGCACCUGGUGGUGCGCCGUUGGGAGGACAUCAACCCCGCCGCAGAGUUCCGCUGCUUCGUCAUUGAGGGACACCUCAUCGCGAUAUCUCAGCGGGAAAUCAGUCAGUACUUCCCGCACUUGGAGCGGGACUCGUCCAGCAUCAUCACAGACAUUACCAGUUUUUUCAAGGAGAAAAUCCAGGCCAAGUUUCCCCUGCAGAACUACGUGUUUGAUGUGUACCGGUCGACGAAGGACCACGUGCGACUGGUGGACUUUAGUCCUCUGGCGCCGCCCACCGACCCGGCCCUCUUCACCUGGGACCAGCUCACAGGAAAACACUGCCUCAGGUGCGAGUCCGCCCCGUCGCCGGGCAGUCCGCUGUGCUUGGGCUGUGCGUCGGCCGGCGGCGCGCUGCCCGUGUUCCAGUACAUCGCCGGAGCGGACAGCAUUCAGCGGGCGCCGUACGCCGACGCCGAGCUGCCCUACGACGUGCACCACCUGGCGGAGAGCGGCGGAACGGCGGCCAUUCUGCAACUCCUGCAGAAGAGUCAGAACCUGGGCAAGUCGGACCAGAGCACUGAUGACGAGGACGGCUGACGGCGCCACCGCGGCUGUACUGUGACAGCUGCUACCGGCUGACGGACCGCGACUGACGGGGUGGAGGCAGUCUUGCGGUUGUAGCGAUCAUCCACAGCUACUGCGUCCGGAUCUCAAGGUGACUUAUUUUGCCAUCACACGUGCGAUCUCCUCACCCCAGCCGCAAGCGAGAUAUUGGUGCUGCCCAUCGGCCAAACCCGACACCUGCUGGCUUGAUAGUAUCGUUAAUAUUGGAACGUUCAGACGUGUUGCACGUUUUGUUGACUAUGUAACCUGGGAUCAGGAACAUCAAUAACAGCGUAACGCAUUUCAUGGCCGGAGACUGAGUCAAUACAACGUUGGUGCUAUCA
This is a messenger RNA of Amphibalanus amphitrite, 1771 nucleotides long. RefSeq names its product cell division cycle protein 123 homolog. Gene Ontology annotation, cellular component: cytoplasm. The transcript has 10 exons. The record is from RefSeq and is a predicted model, not a curated record. Bases 357 to 1421 code for a protein of 354 amino acids. NCBI's taxonomy places the organism in Eukaryota, Metazoa, Arthropoda, Thecostraca, Balanomorpha, Balanidae.